AUGCACGGUGAGAUGAGCUUAGAGACGACGAACUCGCCGAUUAGCAGCGGAACAGAGAGCUGCAGCAGUUUCAGCCGAUUUUACGCGGCUGAAGUUCUUGUGGCGCUGGAAUAUCUACACAUGCUGGGUAUCAUCUACAGAGAUCUGAAGCCUGAAAAUAUCUUAGUUAGAUCGGACGGUCACAUUAUGCUCUCUGACUUUGAUCUCUCCUUAUGCUCCGACUCAAUCGCAGCCGUUGAAUCCUCCACAUCUUCACCGGAGAAUCAACCCCGUUCUUCCCGGCGCCGACUCACUCGACUCUCUAGGAUCUUCCACCGAGUCUUGCGGUCCAAAAAGGUUCAGACGCUCGAACCGAACCGUCUCUUUGUUGCCGAACCGGUCACCGCUCGGUCCGGUUCGAUACCGAAGAAAUCGUCGACGUUCGGUGGUAGAGCUAGUAAACCAGCGGCGUUCGAUUACUUUUGA
Messenger RNA from Thlaspi arvense, 465 nucleotides. Lineage: Eukaryota; Viridiplantae; Streptophyta; Magnoliopsida; Brassicales; Brassicaceae. The record is from the annotation of a GenBank genome assembly.